ACGCAGCAGAGCGCACGGCUGAGGACUCUGUACAGCGCAACUCCAACACAAAUGGAUAUUUACGUGGCUUUGUUAUCUCUCUUCUUUUUUACUAAACCAGCUCGAGCUUUUGGAUCAGAUCAAGACUACCAGAUUGAUAUCAUCAAUGAACUUGACCUGGCUAAUGCCACCUAUGGAAUUACCCAAGUGGCGGGGCUCCACAACAGCACCAAAGCCUUCCUGUUUCGAGAUGUCGGGCGGGCGGUGCACGCCCCGGCGCACAUCACGGAGAAAGUGGUGCAGCUGUUCAGGAGGAGAAGUGAGUUUACGUUCUUGGCCUCCAUCCAGCAGAAGUCGUCCACGUCGGGAGUCAUAUUCUCCAUCCACGAGUCGGAACACAGUUACUUUGAGCUGGAGAGCAGCGGGGUGAGGGAGGAGAUCCGCUACCACUACCGCUUCAAAGGCAAGCCGCGCUCCGAGUCCUUCCCCUACCGCCUCGCCGACGGCCAGUGGCACAAGAUCGCCCUCACCAUCAGCGCCACCCACCUCCUGCUGCACGUGGACUGUAACAGGAUUUAUGAGCGGGUCAUAGACCCUCCUCAGAUGGAGCUCACCGCGGGCAGCGGAGUGUGGCUCGGCCAGCACGGCCACAAGCACGGCCUGUUCAAGGGCGUUAUCCAGGACGUGAAGUUGAUUUUCGCUCCCAACGGCUACAUCACACAGUGUCCGAACCUCAACCGCACCUGUCCGACCUGCAGCGAUUUCCUGAGCCUGGUGCAAGGCAUCAUGGACCUCCAGGAGCUACUGGCCAAGAUGACCCUGAAGUUGAACUACGCCGAGUCUCGGCUGACCCAGUUGGAGGGCUGUGACUGCGAGAGGACGUGCUACGCCAACAGCGUGGUCUACCGGGACAAGGAGCUGUGGGCGGAGCCGGAGAACUGCAGGAACUGUGCGUGUAAGAACGGAGCGGUGGAGUGUCGCAGGAUCUUCUGUCCGCCGGCAAACUGCUCCGAGGACUCGGUGCCCGUUCACGUUGACGGGACCUGCUGCAAGAAAUGCAGACCGAAAUGCACCUACAGGGGCCAGACCUUCGCCGAAGGCCAGCGCUUCCUCUCCCGGAGCUGCAGGGAAUGCAAGAGCGGCCUGAUGGUGAAAGUCACGGAGACGUGCGCGGAGCUCAACUGCACCGCCGGCGACCAGAUGCUCCCCGACGGCCGGUGCUGCAACGUUUGCAGAGGUUAUGACUUCUGCGCCGAGGGACUCGUUUGCGGAGAGAACUCCGAGUGCAAAAACCGGAAUACGAAAGCCGAGUGCGAAUGCAAGGGGGGCUACGCCUCCAUCCACGGGGACGCCACCUACUGCGACGAUAUCGACGAGUGUGCGACCCAGAUGCAUUACUGCCAGUCCAACACGGUGUGUGUCAACCUGCCCGGCAGCCAUCGCUGCGACUGUCUGACCGGCUUCAUCAGAGUGGACGAGUACUCCUGCACUGAGCAUGACGAGUGCACCAGCGGACCACAUUUGUGUGACGGGAACGCCAUCUGCACCAACACCAUCAGAGGACACCUGUGUACCUGCAAGCCGGGCUACGUGGGCAACGGCACCAUCUGCAGGGCUUUCUGUGAGGAGGGGUGCAGGAGCGGCGGGACCUGCGUGUCUCCCAACACGUGUGUGUGUCCCUCGGGAUUCACAGGGCGGCGCUGUGAGACAGAUAUCGACGAGUGCGCAGAGGGCCUGAUUGAGUGCCACAACCACUCCCGCUGUGUCAACCUGCCCGGCUGGUACAACUGUGAAUGCAGGAGUGGUUUCCAUGACAAUGGCUCCUACCUGCUCGGCGGCAGCUCCUGCAUUGACGUUGACGAGUGCGGUGUGCAGACGCACAGCUGCUGGAACGACAGCGUGUGCGUGAACCUCCCGGGGGGCUACGACUGCGUGUGGGCCGGGCCGGGCUGCGGCGGCGACUGCCCGCAGGAGGAGGAGGAGGUCCGGCGCAACGGAGAGGACUGGAGGCCCGGCUUCGACCGCUGCGCCGUCUGCUCCUGCAAGGACGGGCAGACGUACUGCAGGAGGAGAGCCUGCGACUGCGCAGACGCGGACGUGGACCUGUCCUGCUGCCCCGGCUGCGACAGCAGGCCCAGCAGCCAGUGUCUGGACCAGGGCGGCCGCACGCUGCACCGCAGCGGGACGGCCUGGCUGCACGGCUGCCAGCAGUGCCGCUGCAUGGAGGGGGCGGUGGACUGCUGGCCUCUGGUUUGCCCCGCGUUGGCGUGCGAGUACGCGGCGGUGGCGGAGGGCGAGUGCUGCCCGCGCUGCGUCGCCGACCCCUGCCUGGCCGACGACCUGUCCUACGACAUCCGGCAGACGUGUCAGGACCCGGCGGGCGCCGUCCGCCUCGGCGGAGACACGUGGCACAUGGCCAACUCGCCCUGCGCCACCUGCGAGUGUAAGAACGGGAACGUCUGCUGCUCGGUGGAUCUCGACUGCCUGCAGAACAACUGAGGCCGCCGCCCUCCUCGCCGCGGGACUGCCACGCCCCCUUCCCCCCCCCCCCCAUCUGACGACUCCCCCCUCGGAUUCAUGAAGCAGACUCACGCGCACACACACACGUGCAUGCCAGCGUGUGCACCGGACGGACCGAGCGGUUGAGCCCGUGACGCCGUAACUCGACCGAGUGAGCGAGCGAGGGAGCGAGGGUGUGUGUGAGUGAUUGUGUGGCUCAGGCAGACACGCUCACCAGUCACUUUGUUGUGUACAUGUCUUUGUGUCGUUCCCAUCGUGUCACUAAAUGUCUUGAGGAAAUCUGUCCCGAAAACCCCGAAACGGAGACGCGGCGCUCAGCAGCUGGACAGACGUGGAGCUGCAGCGCCUGGAGCCGGUCGCCACCGGAACAUUCAUGAUUGAGAAAUGGACAACCUGUCGGUCACAAGGUAGCCACGCCCCCAACACACGCCCUGCUUCAUGGUUAUUUUACUUGGACUGUGAUUUCGUGGAUGGACAUCAAGAAGACUUGAAACCAUAAACACAUUUUUAUCUUAUAUCUUGUUUAAUGUAAUAAACAUUUAAUUUCCUCAACGACUUUUAUACAAUCUGAAAAGAAAAAAAAAGUCAAAGCGAACAAAGCUACUGUAGAAGAGAAGAACAUUCAUAAUCCUCCAUAAUCGUUUGAUGCAUUUACAUAUUUAUGCUUUUUACGGCUGGACAUGCAAACAAAUCGAAGGGUGCGGAACUUUUUCUUUACACGCUAAAUAUAUAUAUAAAUGUUUUACUACCGACAAAAUGACAUUCAGCAUACAUGCAUCUACAAACAGACGAGGUCGGCCUCUCCCACAGGGACUGGACCCAUCUCCAAAUGAAACCGGGAAUUUUGAAAGACCCGUUAGGUGAUGUCACCCCCCCCCCCUCCCUCACCUGUUAGUCAUGAGUCCUCCAGUAAUACAGCGCCCCCCCUCCCACCAUUCUGUCGCAUUACGUCUCGUCUCGAGGAUAUUUUGUUCCACACUCACCCCCCAGGAGCCGCGACCCCUCUGACCUCUCGGCCGCCACGUCCUUUCUGCCCUUCGUGUGUGUGUGUCUCCUCUGUCGUCACAACAGCUCUUGUAAAACUGAAAUCGUCAACUGUGCACAAAGUACAAACACACACACACACACACAAUGUCUGUAAAUGGUAUCCGUGCCCGUCAAAGAGGAAGCAGGCGUUUGUACAAAGGGCUGUUGCCGAAAACAAAGUUUUCAGAUUGCUGUUGAUUGAUUUGAUAAGAAUGACGACUAUAAAAAAAAAACAUUUUUACAUACCUGACAAUAUACAAUUAUACAGUUUUUUAAUUCUCAUUGUGUUCAUGAAUAACGUUGAUUGAUUUCAGUGGACUACUUGUGUUCUUCCUUUGUGUGCGAUAGGUCCAGUUCUGCUGUACAUAGUGUGUAAAGUGACGGGUUCUGUCCAGAGAGUCCGACUUUGUGAAUACGUGUCACUCGCACAGCUUCUUAGGGCCGAGCAUUGCAAGAAGCAACAUUUCUAUUGUUUCUACUAUUUGUUUAUUUUUCUAUUCUUGCCUUAACCCUUUUAGUAUCGGUCAUCGUUUUCUGUCUUUUCAGUUUUAGGACGACCUCGUGGAUUGGACUAGCCUCUGUGUGUGUGUGUACAGAUCUCUGAUCAGUGUUCCCUCAAUAAAAGCUGAGAAGUGGAUUUUGGGAUUCAGAAUGAGCGUCGACCGGGAACAGACCCUAACCCACCCCGCAUCUUUGUUUAUUUUGUAUUCCCCCCGCCCGCCACCCCUUAAAAACACGUCUAUUUGAACUGAACUGAAAAAUCUCUUGUACACAUGUAGAAAAAGAAAAGAAGAAAUCUAACGUUGACAUGACAUUGUUGUUAUUGAUUCUGUUCCUACUCCCAGAACAACCACAGAACCAUUGUGUUCCUCCUUACUGUGGGUCCGCCUUUGUUCUUCUUCAUGUUAGAGAUCGAGGAGCGCUUGCUGUACUCAAAGGGUUAAGUGUCAUUGUGUCGUGAUGAGAGCUUGCUGUAAACAAAAAAAGAGGGGGAAAAAGUUAUUCGGUUAAUAAAUAUUUUAGUUGUUUACUUUA
Pseudoliparis swirei is the source of this 4560-nucleotide messenger RNA. RefSeq names its product protein kinase C-binding protein NELL1-like. Gene Ontology annotation, molecular function: calcium ion binding; protein binding. NCBI's taxonomy places the organism in Eukaryota, Metazoa, Chordata, Actinopteri, Perciformes, Liparidae. The record is from RefSeq and is a predicted model, not a curated record.